Pygocentrus nattereri (red-bellied piranha) is the source of this 1994-nucleotide messenger RNA. RefSeq names its product leucine rich repeat containing 75Ba (gene lrrc75ba). The record is from RefSeq and is a predicted model, not a curated record. Lineage: Eukaryota; Metazoa; Chordata; Actinopteri; Characiformes; Serrasalmidae. The coding region runs from base 323 to 1435 and encodes 370 amino acids. The transcript has 5 exons.
UCGUCUGCUGAAUACCAACUCGGGGGAUGAGGCUGCCGUCACCUCGAAAAACAGACAAAGGUGAAUAAACACAAACAUUACGAUGACGGUUUACCUCGUGAAUUUAGCUGUGAGAUCCCCGGAGACGCUGCGAGGCUGAUUUUGUGGUGUUUUGACUAAACGAAUCGCUGAAAAUAGGACCGAGCGGGCGAGUAACGUUACCGUUAGCUAGCCAAGUUCCGCCAGUCUGUCGGAGGGAGAGCCGUUAGCCUGGGCGUCAUCUCCGUCUCUCUGAGGUGGAAGGAAAACAAAAGCCGUGUUUUUAUGUGAGAAAUAUGAAAACAUGGGUUCGAGACUGAGCCGCCAAAGCAGCCUGGACAACGACGGGUUCUCGGCGAAGCGCCGGAGACAUCUGGACAGCACCGGGGAGAGAGAGCGGAGCGGCAGCCGAGGCAGCGCCGACUUCAUGCUGCUCAGACCGGACAGACUCCCCGGGAUGCUCCGCCGGAGCGACCCGAGCCCCUACGCCAGGAGGGUCGCCUGGAUCCGGGAGAUCCAGCAGUUCCUGCGGCAGAAGAAGAUCGAGGAGGCUACAGACGUGCUCAGGCGGCUGAGGAAGGACCUGGGCUUAGAGGGCACAUCCCUGAACGACAUCCUCUACAAGAACGCAGCUUUCCUGAACCUGGUGGACCCCAUUUCUCACGAGCUGCUCCUGAGCCUCGCCAGAGACAUGCAGUGUCCUAAGAAGGAUUCGGACAUGCUGAAGUCGACGGAUAAAAUCUGCAGGCAGCUGAUCUAUCACCUCACUCCGCACUCCAAGUGGCUGAGACAGAGCAUGAGCCGGAGGAAAGCUCAGGCCUGUCUUAAAACGACCCUUCAGAAGAAACUGUGCAGCGACUCUGUGGAUCUCUCUGGCAUCCCGUUGUCGACGCGCGACAUACGACACGUGGCGUAUUACCUCCAGACCAGUGGUGGUGCUGUGAUCUCAGUGGACCUGAGUUUCACCGAGCUCCGGGACGAAGGGCUGCGGCUUCUGCUGCCACUCCUGAGUGCCUUACCGAAACUCACCACGCUGGCUCUCAACGGUAACCGCCUGACCAUCGCCAUCAUGAAGGAUCUGACUGAAGCGCUGAAGAACCCAAAGACCUUCUCUUGUCUGGCCUGGAUUGAUCUGGGCAACAAUGUGGACAUAUUCACCAUGCCUCAGCCCCUCCUGGUGGCCCUGAGGCGGCGGUGCAGCCUGAAAAGCAGCCUGCCCACCAUCUACGAGUACACGGAGGGGCAGCCCUACUGCUACCGCAUGGAGAGCUCCAUCGAGGAGCCCAGCCACUACGAGGAAGAGGAGGAGGAAGAGGAGGACGAAGACGACUUGGACGACAAGCUGGACCUGGAGCAGUGGAGCAUCGGAGAGCAGAAGAGCUCAGGGAGCUUCACCCUGCACUACUGCGAGAGGUGAAGCAGCCCCGUUUUUUUUGACCUGCAGUGUUGCCCAACGCUGGGAGAGAGACCUAGAGAAUAAAUGAGACAGAGGGAGAGAGAGAGAGAGAGCGGGAUCGGCUCUCUCUGCAUCGACUCUCCCAAACCGUGAGCACUGUUCACCCUCUUGUCCUUCACUGUAGCUCCAUGAGUUAUCCCGUUCCCCAUCGUGGCUUCGCGUGAACCAACACCAUCACAUUCACAGGGCUGUGGGCUCCACAUGGGAGCUAGCGGGACGGCUAAGCUAGGUGCCUGAGCACAGCACACAGUGACAAACGCAGGCCUGAACUCACCGUUUUGGCAGAUGAUGCUCCUCGGCGCAGGGUGAGGGUUCAUUGGAGGGGGCCAAGAGGAGUUUUGGAGAAGGUGCCCCACUUCUCUCGCCAAGGAACAGCAGUGGAAGAUGGGAAAAAAGGUGGACUGAGUGAUGAAAUUCCCUGGUUGUUUCAGAAAGACUGGACUAGCUGAUGCAUCCCGCCGCUGUUUCUCCGAGUCUGAGCAUCCACAGGUUUGGCUGAGGUAGGGCCGGUGAUGUUGAG